Sorghum bicolor (sorghum) is the source of this 627-nucleotide messenger RNA. Its product is annotated as cytochrome b-c1 complex subunit 6. The record is from RefSeq and is a predicted model, not a curated record. Gene Ontology annotation, biological process: mitochondrial electron transport, ubiquinol to cytochrome c. The coding region runs from base 168 to 377 and encodes 69 amino acids. The transcript has 4 exons. Lineage: Eukaryota; Viridiplantae; Streptophyta; Magnoliopsida; Poales; Poaceae.
CAGUAGAAUUGACCCGUCUUCGUCGUCGUCGUUCUUCUCAUCCUCCCCACCUCCAUUCCUGCUUCUUGGCCGUCUCCUCCUCCAUCGCCUAACCCUAGACAACCCAUACCCACCAACCACUAGAUCGAGAACCGGCAUCACUGGGCGCACGAGACCAGGGAUUUCCCAUGGCGGAUGCUGAACCUGUUGAUCAGAAGAAUUACCUUGAGGAACGUUGCAAGCCGCAAUGCGUAAAAUCAUUAUAUGAUUAUGAGAGAUGCGUCAAGAGAGUGGAGAACGAUGGAAGUGGGCAGAAACACUGCACUGGCCAAUAUUUCGACUACUGGUCGUGCGUCGACAAGUGUGUUGCACCAAAGCUCUUUGACAAACUGAAAUGAUAAUGGAAUGCGUCUUUUAAGGCGUGACUUAUUUCAGGAAGCCAAGCCCCAAUAAAUCCAUCCCCUGGCCUCUGGACUUUAUUUGCUGAACAUGUAACAGCUAACAGCAAGCUAUUUGAUUCAUUUUGCUAAACUGUUUGAGCGGGGCAUGAAAACUGUACUGCUCUGGUGGAGAUUCUUUCAGUUCUUGUAUUGAAAGUUUGAAAUCUCGUUUUUAGAAUUUGUGCAUGUUGCUUGGAUCCCCGUAAAA